Molecule: messenger RNA, 696 nt
Organism: Brugia malayi
Lineage: Eukaryota; Metazoa; Nematoda; Chromadorea; Rhabditida; Onchocercidae
Exons: 5
Coding region: 1-696 (231 amino acids)
Source: RefSeq, a predicted model, not a curated record
AUGUCUCACCCGGGAGAAAUUGUCUUCCCGGCAAUUAACAAAUUAGUCAUUCGACGUUUACUGCUUCGUAACAACACAAAAACAGAUUUUGCUGUAAAACUGAGAACAAAUAGUGCGGCAUUGGUAAUAGAACCAUCGCAGGGAUUUCUUCGAUCCGGUCGUACCCAAUCAGUUUCGCUUCGUUUUGAUGGUACUCAUAAAGCAUCAAAGCAGAAGCAAUCAGUAGAAAUUUAUUGUCGUCCGGUGAAUAGAAGAACAGAGGCUGAGUGUCGUCGCUGGUUUUUAACGCCAGUAGAAAUCGGAGAAUCGUGUAAGCAACUUGCACAAACACUAAGAAUCAAAACAAGUACCGGUUUCACACCUCUUGAGACAGUUCUUGAUCUUCCAUGUCUAGCGAUUGCUAUUCAAGCAGAACAGCAUCCGACGCUUUUCACUGAUGAUUCGGAUACAGUUACUGCUCAUCAAAUUGAUAGCGGGACAACAACUGCCUGUGAGAUAUCAGAAACAGAAAUAUUGGCAAUGCUUCCACCGGACUGGGCACUGAAUACAGCACAAGGAAUCGAUGAAAGCAACUGGAAUCAGAAUAUUUUAUCUUGGUCACGUCUUUCAUGUGGUUGGCUUGAGAAAUUCUUCGAUUCAAUCUUUCCACCAGAUCAAACACAGGAAACAAUUGCACCCUGCGGAACGAGCAGAUAA